CUUGCAGUUGGGGUUCUGCCUGUGUUCUCUCCUCCUCCUCCUCCUCCUCUUCCUCUUCCCUGUUCAUCUUUGAUCUCCCAUUUGUUCGGUCUCUCUCUUGUAUCUGCUGUUGUCAUAAUCUUGGAAGAAGCAGGGGAAGAGAGAGAGACAAAGAGAGAGAGAGAGAGAGAGAGAGGAAUUCUUUCUUUCUUUUUACCUGAAAUCUUGAGCUCCGCUUUGUUACGUGGAAGCAAGAGAGGGAGAUCUAAAGCGAAGCGUUGUGUUCUCACGGUCUUUUCUUGUUGUUCGCUUCCUUAUCUUUUGCUCGCUAUCGAGUGUGUGGGUGGGGAAGAAAGAGAGCUCUGACACUGCGGCUCCACCGCAUUGUCUUGCUUAAUUCCCCAGCAACACUUGCAGCAGAAUACGACGUAAAAUACGCGAUUACUAUUUGUUGGAGGAAUUCGUGCUUUUACCUCAAGGAGAGAAUAAGAUUUGUCCUCUACAGGCACUUUCUGAGUGCUACUUAGCGUCCCCUGCUUCCGCUGUUUCCGGUUCGGGAGAGACAGGAGAGGAGGAGGGGAGAUGGAAAGGCUUACUUCGACGGCGCUGCUGCCGGAGUCGUUCCAGGGGACGAGGGACGACAUCACGGAGCAGAUGGGGGUGGUGUGGCAGCAGAUCAAGGCGCCGGUGAUCGUCCCCCUGCUGCGGCUGGCCGUGUUCGUCUGCCUGGUGAUGUCGGUCAUGCUGGUGGUGGAGAGGGUGUACAUGGCCGCCGUCAUCGCCCUCGUCAAGUUCCUCGGCCGGCGGCCCGAGAAGCGGUACAAGUGGGAGCCCAUUCGCGACGACCUGGAGCUCGGCAGCGCUGCCUACCCCAUGGUCCUCGUCCAGAUCCCCAUGUACAACGAGAAAGAGGUGUACCAGCUCUCGGUGGGAGCUGCAUGCGGCCUCUCGUGGCCGGCGGACCGGAUCAUCAUCCAAGUGCUCGACGAUUCCACCGACCCAGUGACGAAGGAUCUGGUGGAGAUGGAGUGCAACAGGUGGGCGAGCAAGGGGGUGCACAUCAAGUACGAGAGGAGGGACAACCGGAGCGGGUACAAGGCGGGGGCGCUCAGGGACGGCAUGAAGCGAGGCUACGUCGAGCACUGCGACUACGUCGUCAUCUUCGACGCCGACUUCCAGCCGGAGCCCGACUUCCUCUGGCGCACCGUCCCCUUCCUCAUCCACAACCCCGACCUCGCCCUCGUCCAAGCCCGCUGGAAAUUCGUGAACUCAGAUGAAUGUUUGAUGACAAGGAUCCAAGAAAUGUCACUGGAUUACCACUUCGCAGUGGAGCAGGAAGUGGGAUCCUUCACACAUGCUUUCUUCGGAUUCAAUGGGACCGCCGGUGUCUGGCGGAUAUCUGCUCUCAAUGAGGCCGGAGGUUGGAAAGAUCGAACCACAGUAGAGGACAUGGAUUUGGCUGUCCGAGCAAGCCUCAAGGGGUGGAAGUUUGUAUUCCUCGGUGAUCUCAAGGUUAAGAAUGAGCUGCCGAGUACUCUGAAGGCUUACCGGUAUCAGCAGCACAGGUGGUCUUGUGGCCCAGCAAACCUGUUAAGGAAAAUGUUGAUGGAGAUUGCAAGCAACAAGAAAGUGAAUCUGUGGAAGAAGGUCCAUGUGAUCUACAGCUUCUUCUUCGUUCGCAAGGUUGUAGCUCACAUCGUGACCUUUGUGUUCUACUGCAUCGUCAUCCCUGCCACUGUGCUUGUUCCUGAGGUGGAAAUACCCAAGUGGGGUGCCGUCUACAUCCCCUCCGUCAUCACCCUCCUCAAUGCUGUUGGAACCCCAAGGUCUCUUCACCUGCUUGUGUUUUGGAUCCUGUUCGAGAACGUCAUGUCAUUGCACAGGACAAAGGCCACCUUCAUUGGCUUGUUGGAAGGAGGAAGAGCAAAUGAAUGGAUCGUCACCGAGAAGCUUGGCGACACCAUGAAGGUCAAAAUGGCCACCAAGGCAGUCAAGAAGCCACCACGAACCAGAAUCGGUGAUAGGAACAGAGUAACAGCAAACACGAAUCCAUGGUUGUUCAUCUCGCCUGAUACUUUCUCAUGUCCAACUCAGGUUACAUCUGCUGGAGCUCGGCACAGGAGCUUUCCUCUUCUUCUGUGGAUGUUACGAUGUGGCCUUCGGGAAGAACCAUUACUUCAUCUACCUCUUCCUCCAAGCCAUUGCUUUCUUCGUAGUUGGUUUCGGCCAUGUCGGCACAUUCGUCCCCAGUUGAUGAGGUGCCUCCACUAAUUGCCAAAGGCUUCGCAUGACUUCAUCUUCUACCUCGGUCUAAGUCAAGGCAGUGCAGCAACUGCCCGUAGACUUCUAGUGUUCAUAUGCAGGGAUCUAAUAGAUACAGGGAAAUGAAAAAGGAGACAAGCAAGUAGGACAGCAGCUGCAGUUGUGGUAGAGAGAAGACUGGUUUAGUCUCAAGAAGAUUGAUUGUGUGCAUUUCAGAGGAAAAUAAAAGAAGAUAAAAUAGAGUGGUGAUGGUUGAAUUCUUCCAUAUAUAUAAUGCAAGUUUCUGGUUGAAAAGGAAAUGAAUAAGCCAAAAAGAUGGAUGGAGUAUCAAACACUCUCAGUUUCAUAUUUCAUUCAGCUUCUUGUAAUAAGCAGAUGCUCAAAUCACUCAGUUUCUUUUAGGGUUUGAUUUCUGUAUUGUUUUAUUUGGAUAAAUUGCAACCACAAGUGUUUGUUUGCUUGCUGUG
Molecule: messenger RNA, 2708 nt
Organism: Musa acuminata subsp. malaccensis (wild Malaysian banana)
Lineage: Eukaryota; Viridiplantae; Streptophyta; Magnoliopsida; Zingiberales; Musaceae
Product: glucomannan 4-beta-mannosyltransferase 9
Cellular component (GO): Golgi apparatus
Molecular function (GO): mannan synthase activity
Source: RefSeq, a predicted model, not a curated record